AUGUCCGCCUGGAGUUCCAGUACGGUUUGUCUGAAUUCGGGCAACAGUAUUGGUAAAAGCAACACGGACACGAGAAUUAAUAGAAUUAGAGGUCUCAAUCACCAUUCCCAUAACGCAUUUGGUUUCCAGCACAGACUAAUGUCGAUGUCCGGCGAGGAGAUCCACAAUCGCCGCUACCUGUCGUGGCGGAAGCUCCAACUAGCCAGGGCGAAAUUGAAGGCUUCGAGUAAAACCUCGGCGCUGCUGUCGGGCUUCGCUAUGGUCGCCAUGGUGGAAUUGCAAUUGAAUACUCCGGAGAAGAUACCUGAAGGGGUCUUGGUCGCCUUCACGGUGAUCACUACUCUACUAGUAGCAGUCCACAUGCUGGCUCUGAUGAUCAGCACGUGCAUCCUACCCAACAUCGAGGCCAUUUGUAACUUAGAGUCGAUCAAUUUAGUGGAUGAGUCUCCACACGAAAGGCUCCAUUGGUACAUAGAAACGGCUUGGGCGUUCUCUACUCUGCUGGGGCUCCUGUUAUUUCUAGCUGAAAUAGCAAUUUUAUGUUGGGUGAAGUUUAUAGACACGAACGAGAAGGCCGCAUGGUCCGCGACUGUUAUUCUAGUGCCUGUUCUGUUCAUUUUCCUGGCGUUCGCCAUACAUUUUUACAGGUCGCUGGUUACUCACAAAUACGAGACCACUUUGUCUGGUAUUCGGGAGCUGGAGAUGCUCAAGGAGCAAAUCGAACAGGGGCAGGUGCCCCAAAACAGGAACGGGGUGGGGGAUUUGAUACAAUCGAUACAUAGGGUUUGA
Molecule: messenger RNA, 789 nt
Organism: Phyllotreta striolata
Lineage: Eukaryota; Metazoa; Arthropoda; Insecta; Coleoptera; Chrysomelidae
Source: the annotation of a GenBank genome assembly